Molecule: messenger RNA, 2058 nt
Organism: Octopus sinensis (East Asian common octopus)
Lineage: Eukaryota; Metazoa; Mollusca; Cephalopoda; Octopoda; Octopodidae
Product: probable flavin-containing monoamine oxidase A
Exons: 12
Coding region: 346-1896 (516 amino acids)
Molecular function (GO): oxidoreductase activity
Source: RefSeq, a predicted model, not a curated record
AAGAGAACUAGAAGAUUAUUACAUUCUAAAUUGAGGCUGCUUAAUGUUUAAAUCCACUUGUUUAGUCCAGUUCACAGAAGAGUGAAGUAGAUUUGCAAAACCCUCACUGACUACCGUAGAGAGAAAGAGAAAGAGAGAGAGAGAGAGAAACUCCAUGUUCAAAGUCGAUUAUCUCACGUCAACAAUUCUACACAACUUCUGUAUGUGUAUCGGAAGGUCACCCGUACACGAUAGCUCGGCUUGCUAGAAAUAGCAACCCAAUCGCCUUCAAAUCACGCACGAACUGUUCAACCUGGGAUCACCUGCGACUAAACAACAACUGUAUAGUUCUCUAAGGACGGGAACAUGGACACUCGGAAGACAGAUGUGGCCAUCAUUGGAGCUGGACUCUCUGGACUGUCCGCAGCUUACUACCUGGCCAAAACAGACAAAUCUAUCCGUCUGACACUUCUAGAAGCUAAAGAUCGAGUUGGAGGUCGAACUUACAGUAUACCAAUGAAAGUAUCAGGUGGCCAAGAAGAUAAUUUUGAUCUUGGGGGAGAGUGGGUAGGUAGGCCACAGCCCCAUCUCCAUUACAUGCUGCGCCAGUUUGAAAGAGAAACAUUCAAUCCACAAAUAAAUUCCACAGGUCCAAAUGAAAAUUUACCUCCAAUGUCAUUUUUCACUAAGCUUGAUCUAUUAUUAUUCAUUCUCAAGUUAAGAUAUCUGAGAAAUAAAUUCCAAAGAGAGGAAGAAUUGAAGAAUUUAGUGGAAGCUCAAGAGAGUGAUGGCAUUACAUUUCACAAAUAUAUGAAAGCAAAUCUAUGGACAAAAGGAGCAAAACCAUUUAUUAUAGCUGCUGUCAAGUCCCUGUUUGGUUACAUGCCCAAAGAAAUCUCACUACUCUAUUUCCUCAUGUACAUCAAUGCAGCUGGGAAUUUAGGAAUAUUCCUCAACCCAGCAGAAUACAAUGGUCAGGAAUUUAGGGUAAAGGGAGGAAUUUACCAAUUAUCAAAGAUGUUAAAAAAGUAUAUUGGAAAAAAGAAUGUUGUCUUAAACUGUCCAGUGACUCACAUAAUCCAGUCUUCCAAAGAAAAAGUCAUGAUUGUCACAGAGAAACGUUUACAAGUGAAUUGCAGUCGAGUUAUCUUAGCAAUUCCUCCUCACCUUUCAGCUAAAAUCCACUUUAGCCCUGAUUUACCAUCCACUAAACUAACUGUUCUAAAGAAUGUGCCACUUGCUUUUAUCAUCAAGUUUUGUAUCACUUAUGAAGAGGCUUUCUGGAGCAAAAAUUCUACAGAUAAAUCAAGAUAUGGUUUCCAAAGUAUAAUGGAAGAAGCAGAACAUGGUGCCAUUGGAGUUGUGUAUGAUGGAACUUCGGCGAAAGGCUACCCGGCAUUAGUUGGAUUUGUUUCAGUUAAUCGAGGAACUGUGGGAGAAGAGAAGAACCCAGAAGACAGACAAGUUAUCUUAUUGAAUAUUUUAGAGACUUACUUGGGACAAAAUGUACGAGAUUUCCUUGAAUUUCAACAGAAGGACUGGUCAACUGAACCAUACAAUGGAGGCUGCUUCCUCAAAUACCUUGUGCCAGGAUCAACACGAUAUUUUAAUCAAGAAUUACGAGAACCAUUUGAUAGAGUACAUUUUGCUGGAAGUGAAGCAGCAACAGUUUGGUGUGGUUUCAUGAAUGGUGCCAUUCAAUCAGGAUUUAGGGCUGCAAGAGAGGUUCUCCAGAAUCUCAGACCAAAUCUAUUAACAGAUGACAUUGAAAAAGAGGUUUGCAGAUAUCAUAGUCAAACUCCAUCAAAAUGUUGGUCCAAAAGCUGGAUUGCUGCUGGAAUUGGUAUCGGAUGUUUCACAGCAAUAUAUAUGAUGACUCAAAGGAAACAUAUACAACCUACUUUAAUAUUUAUAUAACUUGAAGCAUUUUAUUAAUCUUGGCUAAAACAAUGCAACACACUUUUAACUGUAUCACUAUUAAACAUAAAAAGAGGAAAGAUGGUGGAUGACACAACAGUAGCACAUUGGCGAAAAUGCCUGGUGGUGUUUAUUUAAAUCUCUUCACAUAUGAACUUCUAA